AUGAAUCUAAAAGAAUUGCCGUCUGACUGCACCGACGACGCUGAACCGAGCAAAGAGAACCAUUCUAUAUACCCAUUUCCCAUUACCUCUAAGGAAGAGACCCUCAAUAAACAAAAUAUAUCGCCUAGGCCAGUUCUUUAUCCUCAGGCAUUGCGUCAGUUGCUGACCGGACGACGUGAUGUUGACACUGCAUAUGUUCAUAGAGAAACAACUGGACCAGAACGCCAAACUGUGUUGGCGGCAGGAGCAUUUCAUGGUCUAACAGAACCAUGGAAACACACAGCCAGUACGUUGAUUUUCUGGGAGCGAUUUUCUCCAUUAUAUGUUUACUUUGUUAUGUUAUCCGAAGAAACUGAAGCUUAUAGGGCUGUACUGAAUCUUAAAUACAACACAGACGAACCAAUUGCAUCUGGUAUCCAUGGCAUAUUGUCUGACUUUAGGUGA
Molecule: messenger RNA, 444 nt
Organism: Protopolystoma xenopodis
Lineage: Eukaryota; Metazoa; Platyhelminthes; Monogenea; Polystomatidea; Polystomatidae
Source: the annotation of a GenBank genome assembly